GGUAAUCCUAGACGGUAAUCUCAUGUGUAAAGAGUGAAAGGGCUCUGUGAAAUAUCUGAAUAUACGCAGGACAGCAGUUUUAUUUGGAUGUUUCCCUUGCAUACAGCCAUGGCUGAAAUACAGAUACUGCUGUGAAUGGAUACAUUUUAUAUGCACUGAUUUGCAACCCUAAAGUUGGCUGCCCUACGUUGCCGGGACAACCAAACCACACCUUGGAGUCGGAGGAAGGUAACUAGGAAGAGGGAACGGGAGAUAGUAGACAGAGUAAAAGACAAGGGAUCAAGAGGACACUUCUGCUUCAGAAUGGGUUAUGAUGUUGAGAGAUUUGUGGGCUAUGUUAAUGAGGGCUUGUUGUGUAGUGUGUGUCGGUGUGUGUGCGAGGAAGCUGUGAUGUCGCCCUGUGAGCAUGUUUUCUGCAGGGCUUGCAUCAGUGCCUGGCUGUCCCAGCACUCAACCUGCCCUGAGGAUCGCACUCACCUCACUCACACACAACUGCGGCCUCUCUACAGGUACAUGCGUAAUGACCUGAUGCAGCUCCAGAUUCGCUGUGUGUUCCAUGUACACGGCUGUGAUGUCAUCAGCGCACUCGAAUCCAUGCACACCCAUGAGGCAGAGUGUGACUACUCUCUACUGACCUGCAGAAACACAGCAGGGGGGAAGUACUUGUGUUACCGAUGUGGUUGUGAGGUUCAGGUGUGUCGUCGGGACCUUGAGGCUCACCUUAGUGUGUGUGAGUUUGGCAGCAGAGUGUGCUUAGGCCCAGACAAGGACACACACACAUGCAUCACUGAGCUCCGCACUGAGCUCACGCUGUUCAGGGCAGAGUGUGUGUGUAAAGUUGAAGAGCUGAGAUGUGAGAUGGAGUCGAGGCUGGAUUCCCAGCGUAGACACAUGGUGCAGAGAGAGAACAUACUGAAGAAUGAAGUGGAGGAACUAAAGGCCCAGCUUUCCUGUGUGAUGACUGAUGUAUGCGUGCUGCUGGCUGCGGAGCGUUCCCGUCGGCAGGAUCUGGAAAAGGCAGAGCUGGAGAAGGCAGAGCUCCUGGAGCUUCUGAAGGAGGGACACCGACAGUUCACAACCACAGCAGGGGACGGUCCCCGCAAGGCCGGCCCCCGAAGCCUCACUCUGGACUGCAUCAAGAGGAAGAGCAAAGAAGUCACAGUCAUCUAACACAGGACCUUUAAGAGUUCACACUGAUUAAACUCGCUCUAAAGAGCAAACAGCCAUCUUCCUGUCAAGACUGCAACAUAAA
Molecule: messenger RNA, 1252 nt
Organism: Clupea harengus (Atlantic herring)
Lineage: Eukaryota; Metazoa; Chordata; Actinopteri; Clupeiformes; Clupeidae
Gene: rnf41l
Product: ring finger protein 41, like
Biological process (GO): regulation of canonical NF-kappaB signal transduction
Cellular component (GO): plasma membrane signaling receptor complex
Molecular function (GO): zinc ion binding
Source: RefSeq, a predicted model, not a curated record